Messenger RNA from Miscanthus lutarioriparius, 456 nucleotides. NCBI's taxonomy places the organism in Eukaryota, Viridiplantae, Streptophyta, Magnoliopsida, Poales, Poaceae. The record is from the annotation of a GenBank genome assembly.
AUGGCCGCGCGCCAAGCCCGAUACCACCGCGUCUCCGCAGGCGCCUUCGGCGGCGAAUGGGGUCUUCAUGCGCCGCAUCUUUCCCUUCCUGCUCGCGACCAACGUCUUCAUCGGAGUAAGUUGACAUUCUUGUCACAUGCAGUUUAUGUAUUUGCCAAGACCUACAAAAGAGACCAGGAAAAGAAAAAUGCUCAGGCUACUGCUGCUGCUGCUGCCGCUGCAGCAUUGUCAUCCCCAGCAAGUACAACUGCCAAGGCUCCAGAUCCUUCUCCUGCACCUGUGCCCAAAAGGGUUCUCUCACCACUAUCCGAAGAUGAGCAGCAGCAUCUAUACAAAUGGAUGCUGGAAGAGAUGCGGAAGAUCAAACCACGCAAUGCCACUGAGAAGAAUAAGAUCAAUGAGGAGAAAGCUCUUCUCAAGGAGUUCAUUCGGGCAGAGUCUCUCCCUCGUUUGUGA